This is a messenger RNA of Anopheles funestus (African malaria mosquito), 1930 nucleotides long. RefSeq names its product UPF0046 protein C25E10.12. The record is from RefSeq and is a predicted model, not a curated record. Bases 110 to 1066 code for a protein of 318 amino acids. Gene Ontology annotation, molecular function: hydrolase activity. The transcript is spliced from 2 exons. Lineage: Eukaryota; Metazoa; Arthropoda; Insecta; Diptera; Culicidae.
ACUAAUUGAAAUCCCAGCAUAAACCAAACGUUUCCACAAAUUGCACAUCAAUUGCCACCAUUGUCAACUGCACAUGUUGGGCCGGUUGCGGCAAGUGUUUUGACUGUAGAUGUCACUCAGUGCAAAUAUUUCGCAACUAUACAACAGCUCGAUCUGCAACAAAAAGGCUAUGAAUAUUGAUAUUCACCCGCUAACACACGAUCCCACAUCGGCAUGGAAGGAAAUAUCGAAAUCACAGCGUGUAAUCAAAAUCAACACCAAACCACCGACAGCAGACGUGCCAUCGAACAAAGUGCGGGUCGUCUGCAUGUCCGAUACCCAUUCGCUGACGCAUCACAUCAAGUUCGACAUUCCCGAGGGCGAUAUUUUCAUUCACGCCGGAGAUUUUACGCGCUGUGGCAAGCUGGAUGAAGUGGUCGACUUCAACGAAUGGUUAAAGAAACUACCACAUAAACACAAGCUGGUAAUUGCUGGAAAUCAUGAGCUUAGCUUCGAUCAUACCUUUACCCAUCCGUUCCAAAAUGCAAGCGCCUGUUGCAAGAAGACGGGCUCCACGUUGCUGGAUGAAAUUCCAACGUUGGGAAACUCGAAGGAAAGCCUGGCGGAAGCGGUAAAAACGGAAAACAUUCGACAGUAUUUAAGCAACUGCACCUACCUGCAGGAUGAAUGCAUCGAGCUGUACGGUUUGCAGAUUUACGGUACACCCUGGCAGCCCGAGUUUUGCAAGUGGGCAUUCAACGUGAAGCGCGGCCAGGCAUGUCUCGAAAAGUGGGAACAGAUACCGGAGAAUGUGGAUAUACUUGUGACGCAUACACCACCCGUUGGACACGGGGAUCUAUGCUGCUCCGGUGUUCGUGCCGGAUGUGUGGAACUGCUGGCCACGGUGCAACAGCGCGUUAAACCAAAGUAUCACGUGUUUGGGCAUGUUCACGAAGGCUACGGUAUUACUUCGGACGGAAGGAUAAUCUUUGUGAAUGCUUCAACGUGCGAUAUUAACUACCUGCCCAAUAAUCAACCGAUAGUGUUCGAUGUGACCCUUCCGAAGGGUCGAACCAAAGACGACUAGACCGUUUUUGCAGGUUUCCCGUGUUAAGUAGCCUACCGUGCCAUACCAUGACAUGCACACCACUCACGAAGUUUCUGCACUGACAAAUCGUAGCGACUCAUCAUAGUAGCCACUCGACUUAAAGUUUCUAUAGAACAACCAACAACAUAUAGCAGGCUGAUUAUCUUAAAUGAGAGUAACGGCAGUCCAUCAUAGCCUACUUGGUAGUCGCUUAGUUAUCAUACACUCUUUUUACAUACCAUUUGAAAACCCGCCGGGAUGGCGCUGAACAAACUCAAAGAACCAAAGGUUCAUCCUUUACAUAGGUAUUAUUGAACAUGUGUGAUUGUCUGCUUCAUCGAAUUUUCUACGCGGAUGUUUGUUUUUUCGGUCUCUAUAAAUCUACAAGAUAUACAAAUUAUACAUCUGCCUGAAGACAGUAUGAUUGUGGCCUUCGUAUGGCAAUAAAACAAACAAAAGAACACGAAACGAAGCUAAUUCAAGUCAGUGCUCCCACAUACAGUCAAAGUUCUUGCCGCACAAAGAAAAACGCAAUUACUUAUCUAAUUAGCAUAUACAACAAUUGGGUAAAGGAGUGUAACAAAAAAGAUCACAUUAAGACUAGAGUUUAGCUGCGAAAUACAUCAAUUACAUGUUUUCCUUUCUAUUUAUCUAGCAAAGUAGUAGGGUUAAUUGGACAGUAGAAGUAAUUGCUCAAGUUAUAUUUCUAUUUAACGAUUUUCAAAUAAUUACUUUAAUGAUGUUUUUUUUUUAAUGCUGGCAACAUUCUUUCCCAUCUUUGUUUCCAAUCCGAUUACGUAGAAAGAACAUGUAAUAUUUGUGAUUUUUAAUUCCUAGACGCAGAAGUUGCAAACAGCUUAUGCU